Molecule: messenger RNA, 5024 nt
Organism: Mandrillus leucophaeus (drill)
Lineage: Eukaryota; Metazoa; Chordata; Mammalia; Primates; Cercopithecidae
Gene: PPP2R1B
Product: protein phosphatase 2, regulatory subunit A, beta
Exons: 15
Coding region: 259-2331 (690 amino acids)
Biological process (GO): protein dephosphorylation
Cellular component (GO): protein phosphatase type 2A complex; cytoplasm
Molecular function (GO): protein phosphatase regulator activity; protein binding
Source: RefSeq, a predicted model, not a curated record
CUUACGGAGCAGGAGCCAGAUACCAUUCUGGAGAACAGGCCGAGGGAAGAGGUGGAGGGGUUCUAUGGAAGCUUGAGGCUGAGCGAAGAAAUUAGGGCUGGAGAUCCAGUGGCUCAGGGCCAGGAUGAAGUCAGGGGAGGUGCUAAAGCCUUUUUCCUCCUGGCCUCGGGCACUCUCUUUGGUCAGCCUGAGUCUUAAGAGGGCACAGCGCGGAUCACUCAGGUAGGUCCCUGGCCCCUUCAGACUACAAGGAGCCGGAUGAAUCCCUGUCCCUGUUUCUUUCGGCUGGGGAAAGGACGCAGGGGUUCCAUUCGCUUUCUCAGCCCACCCGUCUUCUUGAGUUCAGACCUACAACUCCUGCAGUGGGGGUCGGAAGGGAGUCUUAAUCAUCGGGACAGAAACUCAACUCCCCAACCUCUGCUAAACCCGCGUGGCGGCCUUCUUCCCUGCUGCCCGGGCGCGGGGCGGGGGCGGGGCCUGGGCGCGGGGCGGGAGGCGGUGACCAGCAGCAGGAGGAGAAAGAACAUGGCGGGCGCAUCGGGGCUCGGGACCGGCCCAGGAGCAGCGGGGGGAGAUGGAGAUGAUUCGCUAUACCCAAUCGCGGUUUUAAUCGACGAGCUCCGCAAUGAAGACGUGCAGCUCCGACUCAACAGUAUUAAGAAGUUGUCAACAAUUGCCCUAGCACUUGGAGUAGAAAGGACGCGAAGUGAAUUGUUGCCAUUCCUUACAGAUACAAUUUAUGAUGAAGAUGAGGUACUAUUAGCUCUUGCUGAGCAGCUGGGAAAUUUCACUGGCCUAGUGGGAGGUCCUGACUUUGCCCACUGUCUGCUGCCUCCUUUGGAAAAUCUGGCAACUGUGGAAGAGACUGUUGUUCGUGACAAGGCUGUGGAGUCCCUGAGACAGAUCUCCCAGGAGCAUACUCCUGUUGCUCUGGAAGCUUAUUUUGUACCUCUGGUGAAACGCCUAGCAAGUGGGGAUUGGUUCACCUCUCGCACGUCUGCAUGUGGUUUGUUCAGCGUUUGCUAUCCCAGGGCAUCAAAUGCUGUUAAAGCAGAAAUCAGACAGCAAUUCCGUUCCUUGUGCUCAGAUGACACACCAAUGGUGCGACGUGCUGCUGCUUCCAAAUUGGGUGAAUUUGCAAAAGUUUUGGAAUUAGACAGUGUGAAAAGUGAAAUUGUUCCACUCUUCACUAAUCUAGCUUCAGAUGAACAGGAUUCAGUGCGCCUCCUAGCUGUGGAAGCUUGUGUCAGUAUUGCCCAGUUAUUGUCUCAGGAUGACCUUGAGACUUUGGUGAUGCCUACACUUCGACAAGCAGCAGAAGAUAAAUCUUGGCGAGUUCGCUAUAUGGUGGCUGACAAAUUUUCAGAGCUCCAGAAAGCCAUGGGUCCUAAAAUCACCCUAAAUGACCUCAUCCCCGCCUUUCAGAACCUACUUAAAGACUGUGAAGCUGAAGUCCGGGCGGCUGCUGCCCACAAAGUAAAAGAACUUGGUGAGAACUUGCCCAUUGAAGAUAGAGAGACCAUAAUUAUGAAUCAGAUUCUGCCCUAUAUAAAGGAAUUAGUAUCCGAUACCAAUCAACAUGUCAAAUCGGCUCUAGCUUCUGUAAUUAUGGGAUUGUCUACUAUUUUGGGCAAAGAGAAUACCAUUGAACAUCUUCUACCUCUUUUUUUAGCUCAGUUAAAGGAUGAGUGUCCUGAAGUUCGUUUGAAUAUCAUCUCCAAUUUGGAUUGUGUAAAUGAAGUGAUUGGAAUCCGUCAGCUCUCUCAGUCUCUCCUUCCUGCCAUAGUGGAGCUGGCUGAAGAUGCCAAAUGGAGGGUCCGGCUGGCCAUCAUUGAGUAUAUGCCGCUGCUGGCAGGCCAGCUGGGUGUGGAAUUCUUUGAUGAAAAGCUGAAUUCUUUAUGUAUGGCUUGGCUUGUGGACCAUGUGUACGCCAUCCGAGAAGCUGCCACCAACAACCUCAUGAAACUAGUUCAGAAGUUUGGUACAGAGUGGGCCCAAAAUACCAUCGUUCCCAAAGUGUUAGUAAUGGCAAAUGAUCCUAAUUACUUGCAUAGAAUGACCACUUUAUUCUGCAUUAAUGCGCUGUCUGAGGCCUGUGGUCAGGAAAUAACCACUAAGCAAAUGCUGCCCAUCGUAUUAAAAAUGGCAGGAGACCAAGUAGCAAAUGUUCGCUUCAAUGUGGCCAAAUCUCUACAAAAAAUUGGACCAAUUCUAGAUACCAAUGCUUUACAGGGAGAAGUUAAGCCAGUACUACAGAAGUUAGGUCAAGAUGAAGACAUGGAUGUCAAAUACUUUGCACAGGAAGCUAUAAGUGUUCUUGCAUUGGCAUAAUGAGGAGCAGGAGGGAAAAGACCUUUGCUAAAUUCUUAUCACAGAUUUCUAGUCAAUGUGUUCUUAACUGGGUGGAGAAAGAAUGGAAAACCUUCAAGAUGUCAUCCAAGCAAAUGGCAACAACUUAGAAGAAAUCAAAUUUUAGUGACUUGAUUCUUUCUAAAGAUGAAAUGGGAUUGUUUUUUACUUGUCUUCUUUGUUAAGUCAUUAUUUAAGCCAUUCUUAUUGACCAAUUCCUGACACUUGAUACUUGAUUUUCUCCUAAUGCUUUAUCCAUCACCACCGGGGCUCCUGCAUCCUCACUGUGGAAUCAGGCCCCAGCCACAUAGUGUUCCAGACAAAGCCUGAAAGGGUGUGGACCCAGGCGUGGAGUGGAGUGAUUCUCUUGACGUUUACAUAUAUCUCUGUGUCUCUCCAUCAUUCCAAAGUUAAAUGUACAUGUUUAGAAUAACUUAUUUUAUAAACUCUUUGGGAGGCAUGUUGAGAUUUGACCGUAGUGAAAGCCACAUUUUCCUGAAUUAUGAUGGUCUGCAUCAGUCUCACAUGAAAGGGGAAUGUGGAAGCUCAGGGUUAAUGUAGUGGUUAUUUUGGUUUUUAUUUGCUCAAUUUUGUCUGUAGUCAUGUCAUUCAGAAACCUGAAGUGUGGCUGCAUCUUGCUGCUAAUGUGUGAUGUUGACACCUAACUGAAUUUGAACAGUUCACCACUGUGCCUACAUUUAAAAAUAUUUCUCUCUCUUUUCUGAAAAGCUUUAUCUGUAGUGCCUCGUAAUAAGCAAUAUGUCUGUUUCAUUGUAAGAUUGCAGUUGUGUAUUUUGAAUGAGUCUGAGAACCACAGGGUUCUCAGAUUUCCUGCUCUUUACCUGGCUCUGCUUCCAGCAGUAUUAACACCUGGUCCUUGCUGCAUUGUGCAGUAGCUUUUCAAACUGCAGUUUUACUCCUAAGUUUUUAGUAUAGGUGAUGCUGGAGUCUUAUUUGAAGUGUUUGCUUUUCUACUUUUACAGUAAAACCUCAUUAAUUCUGAAAUUUAAGAUAAUGAGUUAAGCUGAAGAGUUUAGUAAGAAGCAAAUUAAUAGUAAGGAAGCCUAUUUGAACUACUAAACAGUUUUAAAGCCCUUUUUAAAAAGCACCCAUUUGGGAUCAUUUGAGGUCACGAGUUUGAGAUCAGCCUGACCAACAUGGUGAAACCCCGUCUCUAACUAAAAAUACAAAAAAGUUAGCUGGGCGUGGUGGCACACACCUGUAGUCCCAGCUACUCAGGAGGCUGAGGCAGGAGAAUUGCUUGAACCUGGGAGGCAGAGGUUGCAGUGAGGGAAGAUCGCACCCCUGCACUCUAGCCUGGGCCAUAGAGCGAGACUCCGUGUCAAAAACAAAACAAAACAAAACAAAAAAACAAUUUUUCACAUAAUCACACUCACCUUGUCUCAUGACUUUUAGUUAAGGGGGUUUUCCCAUAGUUUAUUUUUCUCUCAGUGCAUCUUGCUAUGCGGUUUGCUUGUUACCCUUUUGGUUUUUGAAUUGUUGAUUUUGUUCACAACCUCUUUUAAAUCUAGCAAGUCCUGUUCUGUUUAGUGAAGGCCCAAAGACUCCUCUAAGACUUUGUGCAUUUGUUACAUAAAGCCAAGUUUUACGGAAUACUUUCAAAUUUGUCCUACAUGUGAAAAACAGAACAGAAAUUGUGAAUCAGAGGUUAUCUGUCUGCAUUUUAAACUGCCAAAUUACCUUACAAUAAGUUUCUGUUUUAUGACUUUGGGCCAAGAAUUAAGUAUUUUCCUAAGCAAAAAUCUUUUUCUGUAUUCUCAUUUUAUUGUCUUAUGCUAUUAUUCUAUAAACAUUUUAAUUUUAGUUUCAUGGGCCUUUAUUUUUUAUUACCUGCAAGUUCUUCUUCCUUGAAUUUCAGACUUGAGAGACAUUUGUCUUCAUGACGCAGAUUUGCAUUGGACCCUUGCUUUACUCUAGCUGGAAAUACCAUUGUUCUGGGGACAGACUUUCAAAAUGCCCUUGUGUCUCCCCCUGAGGAGCCCUAAGCAUUGACUUCUCCACCCUAAAACUGAGAGGGAGAGUGGGCCCUGCUUUCUCAAGCAUGGGUCAGGGGGUUCAGCGGGGCCUCUGUCUUUUGUGGUGACCCCUCAGGGGUUUCAUUGUUUUCUUCUGAAUGAAGCAAAAGAUAAUUUGCUUUGGCACUCUUUGGAGGAAUUGUGCUUUGGCUCAUAACUUGGCCAUGUUCUCCAUGAAUUAGUUCUCCUAUUUUUUUUUUUAACUACCUUAAACUUAAGGGACAAUUUGUGCUAUCUUGAUUUCACUGGAAUAUAGGCUUUAGGAGCUCUGUAAGGCUGGUAUUUUUGUCUGUUUUAUCUUCUGUAUUGCCAGUGCCUGGAACAGUAUCUGGUGCACAUAAUAGGUGCUCAAUAAAAAUGUGUUCAGUGGAUGAAUUUCUAAAAUAUCCUCUGAUGUGUUGUGUACAUGGAACAAAUCACCAAAAGAACCAGACUGUGUCUUAUUCUCCCAUUGACACAAAGAUUUUCCUGCUUUCAGGAAACAAGCUUUAUGUGGCCCUUCUCUGGUCCCCUGGCUUAGACUACAGUUCUGUGUGGAUUUGUCUGGUUGCUUCAAACAUGUAUUGGUUUUCAUCCUUGGCAGCGUACAUCAGUUGUUUGAUUAGAAAAAUGAAGCAGACACACACACAUACACACACA